Molecule: messenger RNA, 1362 nt
Organism: Rubroshorea leprosula
Lineage: Eukaryota; Viridiplantae; Streptophyta; Magnoliopsida; Malvales; Dipterocarpaceae
Source: the annotation of a GenBank genome assembly
AAAAAUGAAAGCGAAAUCUGUCCAUUUUCACAGCGGCGUUAGGAGUAGAUUGGAAGGAGAAGGCAAGAGUGGAAGGGUUGGCAGCAGAUUUACAAGACUUUGAAAAUUCGGAAAAACCUCGUUUCUGGAGCAGAUUGGCUUAAACACAUUCCCCUUCUUUCAUUCCUCUUACACAUGCCCUUUUCACUGAUUCUUUUCCAUUUUUUGUUAUUGGCACCUAAAGAAAACAGAGAAUACUUUCUUCUUCUUUAGUCUGGAGUGCUUUAGCCAACAACUGUCACAAAAGAGCCAACCUGGAUCAGUUUUAGACUAAAGUAAGUAAGAUGACCCUUGAUACCCACGAGGGUUUUUGAGUUUUUCUUAUGACCCAAUUGAGGAUUUUAGCUGAUUUUGUGAUUUGGAGAACCAUAAUUUGGGGAUUUGGUUGUGUUUAGACUGAAUACCCCAGUCAGAAUCUGGAGGAAAUUUGAUAUUUGCAAGGAUUCAAUCUGUUUAAGUGGACCCUAGUAUGUUCUAGCAGGCCAAAUUAACGUUUUGUAAACAAUUUAGGAGAACUUCCUGGUGAAGAUCUUGUUUGUUAGGAUUUCUGAAGCUUCUGAGGAUUUUGGAGAUGGCUGACGUGCAAGAUCAGUUAGAUAUCAAAUUUCGACUUACCGAUGGGUCUGAUAUUGGUCCUAAAACCUUUCCUGCUGCUACAAGUGUUGCAACUUUGAAGGAAAACAUUCUGGCUCAAUGGCCUAAAGAUAAAGAGAAUGGUCCAAAGACCGUGAAAGAUGUCAAGAUAAUUAGUGCUGGAAAAGUUCUGGAUAGCAACAGAACAUUGGGGGACUGUCAGAGCCCUAUUUGUGAUAUUCCUGGUGGAGUUACAACAAUGCAUGUUGUUGUUCAACCCCAUGUGUUGGAGGAAGAAAAGAUAGCUGGAGAUGAAACCAAGCAGAACAAAUGUCUUUGUGUCAUACUAUAAUCUGCAGCACCAGGAGCAGGGAUGAGGGAUGGCAUCAUUUUUUUGUUCAUUUUUAGGUUUUUUUGGCUGUUGCUUCGCUGCCAACCGAACCUUGAGCUUCAAACUAAGUUCUCUAUUCACUUGAAUUUUGUACAGGCUGAGUGUUGAAGCUGGUAUAUACUAUACAUAAUGAAGAUGGUCCAUUCCAGAUUGAUAAAGGUCCAUGUCCUUGUUGCAGAUCGACAGCACCUCAUUCAUGUAGUUAAUGAUUUUCCAUCGAUUUUGUUUGUUCUGUUCCUUUCCAAUUAAUUAGAUUUCGUUAUUGAGCAAUUGAAUCCCAUGUAUUCAAAAUGCAUUCACCACAUCUGUGUUUAAUAUUUGGAACUUCUCAUGUUUAUCUAUAAAUCGUGUUUUAUCAU